UUUGCUUCCCCUUUCCAGAGUUUUGUGUCGGCUGGUUUCUUGCACACGCUGAUUUUUACCAGUUGGUCUAAAUGUGCAGAACUUACGUUUCAACAAACGUAAAGCAGUCUCCAAACGAACAGAAUGGCAAUUAGCAAGAUCCUCUUUUUCCUACUUGCACUGUGUAUAUGGCGUGGGAAAUGUGACGUGUUAUAUAAGAGAGUCGGUGAUGAGGUUUCCAUGAAGUGUGGAUUGGAUUCAAGCAAACAGAGUACUCUUGUAGAUUGGACAUUUGAGGACAAGUUCCUCUUAGGCACUGGUAAAGGUGGAACUGUGCGGAAGGGUAACUCCCAUAUUGUGGCUAAAGCAAGUAUAGAUGGAAACGCUUUGAAGGUUUCCAAACUGGAGACGAGAGACACUGGAGUGUAUUCCUGCAGGCAGUCAGGGAAACGAUACACUCUACGUGUUGUGUCUGUCUUUGUUCAUCCAGGCCCAGUGCUGGUGCAGUCUAGUAAUGCAGAGCUGCACUGUGACGUUACACAAGAACCAAAUACUGCAGUACGGUGGCAGAGACCUAAUGGUGAAGAAUAUAGUGAAAAAACACAAGUAAUUCACCUGAAGUCUGUGACUUUACGAGACGCAGGCCAGUGGACGUGUGAAGUCACAGAAGAGUUGAAGCCCAGAGUAACAUUGACUGUUGUUGUUGAUCUCUACACCACAGCUGUGAAUGUUUCUGAAGGGGACGACAUAAAGCUGCCCUGUUCUCUUCCUCCGAGUGUAUCUCAGAGGGUUGUGGGUGCCAAAUGGAAAGCUGACCACCUUCCCACGGUCUCUUUCCCGACCCUGAAGAACACAGGAGACAAAGGAUUACACUGGAAUUCUGAAGAUUUAUCAAAAGUCAACUUUACUACUGGGAAACUCAGCACCAACUUUGAUGUCACUUUGAAAAACGUGGAGAGACGUGAUGCAGGGGUGUUUGUGUGUAGAGUGGAGUUUGAGGGUGAAGUGAGUCUGAGUGUUGAGACUACUUUGACGGUUAUUGACAAACCUUCAGGUGGAGACUCUAUAAGUAAUCCUCAGUCUGAGAUCACCAAGAUAAUAGGGAAGAUUCUGGAAAUGGCCGUUCCUUCCAUUUGCGGCCCUGCAGAUUCUCCAGACCGAGCACUGCUCAAACUGAAGAAGCUGAAGAGAUGCGUGGAUGAUGCUGAAGCCAGUCUAUCGUCUACUGUAUCAUCUCAAGACAUCUUUCCGUGUCCUCCAGAUAAGCUUUCUCACUCACAAGACACAGAGUUUGCUCACAGCAUAGCCCCUGAGAACAACAUUGAGUCUCUUGAGAGAAAAAAGCUCAAUUUGCAAAUAAAGUUGCUGGAAAUUCAAAAUGAGCUUUACGCAUUACAGCUGAAAGCACUAAAGAACAGUCAGUUUAGAAAGAAGAACAGAAUGGCAAUUUGCAAGAUCCUCCUUUUUCUUCUUGCACUGUGUAUAUGGCGUGGGAAAUGUGACGUGUUAUAUAAGAGAGUCGGUGAUGAGGUUUCCAUGAAGUGUGGAUUGGAUUCAAGCAAACAGAGUACUCUUGUAGAUUGGACAUUUGAGGACAAGUUACUCUUAGGCACUAAUAAAGGUGGAACUGUGCGGAAGGGUAACUCCCAUAUUGUGGCUAAAGCAAGUAUAGAUGGAAACGCUUUGAAGGUUUCCAAACUGGAGACGAGAGACACUGGAGUGUAUUCCUGCAGGCAGUCAGGGAAACGAUACACUCUACGUGUUGUGUCUGUCUUUGUUCAUCCAGGCCCAGUGCUGGUGCAGUCUAGUAAUGCAGAGCUGCACUGUGACGUUACACAAGAACCAAAUACUGCAGUACGGUGGCAGAGACCUAAUGGUGAAGAAUAUAGUGAAAAAACACAAGUAAUUCACCUGAAGUCUGUGACUUUACGAGACGCAGGCCAGUGGACGUGUAAAGUCACAGAAGAGUUGAAGCCCAGAGUAACAUUGACUGUUGUUGUUGAUCUCUACACCACAGCUGUGAAUGUUUCUGAAGGGGACGACAUAAAGCUGCCCUGUUCUCUUCCUCCGAGUGUAUCUCAGAGGGUUGUGGGUGCCAAAUGGAAAGCUGACCACCUUCCCACGGUCUCUUUCCCGACCCUGAAGAACACAGGAGACAAAGGAUUACACUGGAAUUCUGAAGAUUUAUCAAAAGUCAACUUUACUACUGGGAAACUCAGCACCAACUUUGAUGUCACUUUGAAAAAUGUGGAGAGACGUGAUGCAGGGGUGUUUGUGUGUAGAGUGGAGUUUGAGGGUGAAGUGAGUCUGAGUGUUGAGACUACUUUGACGGUUAUUGACAAACCUUCAGGUGGAAAGGGGUCCAAUAAAAGGAAUGGGAAAAGAAGUGGCGUUCCGGAUGUUUUGUUUAAGGACGUGUAUGGUGUACAGCUGUGGAUCUGGAUUGCUGUCGGAGUCAGUUGUGUGGUUCUGAUUGGACUUUUCGUUGUUGCUGUUCUCCUCCAUAAAAGGAACAAACGUGAGAAGCAAAGGGUGAGAAAGCUAAGAUCCAUGCGGCAGCCUCUGACAGACAAAGACUACUGCCAGUGCAACAGAAUUGUGAAAGAAGUGGAGUUGGAAGAGCAAGCGAGGCCAUUUCCAGUUCCCAGACAACACCGCAACCCGCGCACACGUACAGCAGGCCCAAACCAUGUCAACUGAGAGGAGCAGAGCCCUACACCACUGAGCCUGUGCUUUUAAACGCGCUUCUUGCUCAGUGAUACCAAAUAAGACAUGCACUUUGCAAGACUUGCUGUAGAACUGGGCGAUGAAUAUGCGGCGUUUACUGUGCAUUUAAAACAAAUUCUGUUGCAGAGUCUAUAUGUUUUUACAACUGUACUUUUUGAAUGACAAGAAUGCUGAAUGUUUUUAAAUAAAAUCCUGAUAUUAUUUUAA
Puntigrus tetrazona (Sumatra barb) is the source of this 2913-nucleotide messenger RNA. It is a transcript of the gene cd4-2.2, whose product is annotated as CD4-2 molecule, tandem duplicate 2. Gene Ontology annotation, cellular component: membrane raft; external side of plasma membrane. Gene Ontology annotation, molecular function: protein tyrosine kinase binding; MHC class II protein binding. Lineage: Eukaryota; Metazoa; Chordata; Actinopteri; Cypriniformes; Cyprinidae. The transcript has 18 exons. Gene Ontology annotation, biological process: interleukin-15-mediated signaling pathway; T cell activation; positive regulation of ERK1 and ERK2 cascade. The record is from RefSeq and is a predicted model, not a curated record. Bases 124 to 2679 code for a protein of 851 amino acids.